Molecule: messenger RNA, 3086 nt
Organism: Striga asiatica
Lineage: Eukaryota; Viridiplantae; Streptophyta; Magnoliopsida; Lamiales; Orobanchaceae
Source: the annotation of a GenBank genome assembly
UACUUCAACCAAACAUACCUUAAAUUCCGAAUCAGGAGGCAAAGUAGAAUGCAACAACAAGAAGCCACAAAACGCAGCAGAGGCAUCUCCCAUCGGAGAAGAAAACCUACACAAUAGACCAGCUGACGAUGCAUUUGACGAUCAGAUUUGCGGCGAGGGCGAUUGAGACGCAGAUGGCGAUUUGAAGAAACCACUACAAGGUUACCGACAUAGGCCACAUUCAGAUGCCGACGAAAAAUGCGCAUUUCCAUACCUACAAUCCUACAUACCGCAAAAUGGCCGCCAUUGGACCGGCCGGCAUUCUCCCCUUAUCUGAACCGAACAGAAGGCCCCCGAUUUCGAAAGACAAUGCCCCGGGCAUAAAUUUCACAUUCAAGCUUGACGAAGAUAAGGAUAUAUUCCGGUGGAUAUGAUAAUGAGAAUCCUGAGCUAUUUUGAGAUGGGCUGCUGUUGUGAAGCGGGGUGGUUUUGUUUGGCUACUUCUUAUCGGAAAGCACAAUUGUGCUCUUGGUGCCUUCAUUGCUAGGUUUAGAUGUGGAUGAAAGGUGUUAAGAAAAUUCAUGGGCUGAUCAUGGCAUUCGAUUGCGUUUUCUCACGAUAGAUUGAUCAGUUGCGAGGGAAAAGAAAGUUGACUUUUUGAUUCCACAGUGGAAUAGAGUUUGGGGCGAGCAAUUUGAGAAACUUUCUCUUUUGAGCUCGGCUGUGAGAAGUCGGACUCUUCCGGGGUUUUGCUCCAGCCUGGCCUGGGGUCUACAAAAGGGCAUUCCACGUCAGAGUGAUAAUCGAAGAUGAUGAAAUGUGGAUUAAGAAUCCAGAGUUCAGCUUAAAAGAUUAUUUAUGGCUGUCUAUUUUACGACAAUGGCGACUGAGCCCUCCAAGUUAGAGUGGGCUGGGAUUCUUACUGAUAAAAACUGUGGGGUCAAGAACUCAAACGGACUCAAUAUCUGCUUCUCUUCAGCUUGGAGCUACAUCCUUGUUGCCUUUUCCUGUAAUCUGUGACACUCAAUAAAUUUGAGCAAUAGAGUCGGUGUGUCUAUAUAAAGGGUGAACAGAAAAAAGCAUUGCACAGACUCAACAAAGCUGAGAGAGAAAAAAUCUGAUAGGUAUUCAUAGUGAGGCAAGAAAUGGCUUUUGAUUUGAGGAAUUGGAAUCACUGCCGGUUAAGUACAGCAAUCUCAAGCCGACUUCGAAACCCAAAGUGCUGAAAUUAUCUGAAAUCAACAACGGGCCAUGGCUGGAACAUGACGAACCCGUCCAGACCUGCUGGAGAAAACCCAUUCUGAAGAGAAAACAGCAGUCUGGCGGCUACAUCUUCUUCUCCUUGACUCAUGGUCCGGAGUACCACGCUUCGCAGGUGGCAAACGCUGUUCUGAUUGCGAGGAAGCUCGGUGCAACUCUAGCACUGCCCGACAUCACGGAAUAUAACUCGGGCGAGAAGAGAGUUAUCUCCAUCCUCCGUCACGGAGCCAGGCAGGUGCAAUCUCUGGAAGAGGAAAACAUAGAAGAAAAACACGGCCACUCCACAAAUCAACAGCAGGUAGUCAAUCUUCUUGCAAAGCACAAGUCUGGCAAAUCUUGAUCUGCUCCUGCUGCUGUUGAAACUACUGUUGUUGUUCCUAAAGGACGAAGAAGAACGCAGCAAUUUGUGGUCCCUUUUCAGCGACGGCACACUUUCAAGCGAACCCAUUUACAUGCUCAUCAAGAAAAUGAAAGGGCAGCUGAAAAAUCGAAUCUUUACGGCUCUAUACAAACGCACAUCUGUAAAUGUGUUCAUCAACUGUAGCUGCACCCAUAAUUUUCCCUAAAAUAUGGAAAAGACCAACAAAGAAUAAAAAAGACAGAUUUUAUUGGGAGGAUAAGAUGGUGGAAUUUAGAUUUUCUAAUGGUUUUAGACCAAGAAAGAAAAUAUACGACCAUUACUCGGAGCUUAUACACAGUGCUAAAGUUUUGGCCUUUUUUUACCUUUUCAUUUGCCACGUCAAUAAUUUUGUAGCCAUGUCAUAUUUCCAGUAUGCCACCUCAGCACCAAUUGACCGGAAUCUUCCUUUGAGACACAAUUGCAAAAUUUUUGAAAGGAGCUUUACUGAGGUCUAUGACCUUGAUAAAUUCCUCGCAAGCCUCAGUGGAGUAGUCCCAAUCGAAAAAGCUCUGCCAGCCAAGCUGUUAUACAAAAGGCUCCCUAUUGUCCAAGUCCCUGAACAAGUCUCAGAGGAAUUUAUUUCCUCCAACAUUAUGCCCGUUUAUCUCAGCAAGAAGAACUUGAAAAUCGUCACAUACUUCAACUCCUCUGCUAAGGUGAACUGGUCCAUGAAUCAGCAGUCGAAUGCUUACCAGUGUUUGGCCAUGUUCGAGAGCCUGAGGCUUCAGCCCUGGCUGCAGAAGCUGGCUGAUUCUAUGUUAGGGACUUUACGGAGCCUCAGCAUGACUAUGGGCAGCCGGUUUUUGGUCGUGGAUUUUCGAGUUGAGAUGUUGGGACAACUUUCUUGCCUGGAUAGUUGCCUUGGUGCACAAGAAAUCGGAAUUUUUCUCGAGAAGAUUGGGUUUCAUCCCAAUACAACCAUAUAUUUGACCCAGAUCAGGUGGCACAACAGCCUCGAUGCUCUCAGGAGCAUUUUCCCCAACACUUUUAUCAAGGAUGCCAUAAUGCCAGCGGAUGAAAAGGGGAAGUUCGUGGACAUGAAGAGUCGAGAGUUGGAAAGAUACAUCGACUAUUACAUGUGCAUGCAAGGUGACGUGUUUGUUCCAGCUUUGCCAGGCAGAUUCUACACGAGCAUUGUUGGGGAAAGAAUUCGACUCGGCAAAACUCAGAUACUUGUACCUGCCAAGAACACUUCUGAAACGGUUGCUGAUUAUGUUUCUCCUUAUGUAGCUGAAAAGAGCCAUUUUGUCUAUUCGUGCUUGUGCUGAUGAGAUCUGAUAUGGGACUGUAGUGUUGUAUUUAAUUGUGGCCUUGAUGGAUUUGUUCUUGUCUCAAGUAUGUACCAAGUGUAGGUCUGUGUAUUGCACGGUUUAACAAUACUAAAGUUGUAUUUGUGGGUUAAUUCAACUACAUCUAGGUUGUGAACAGUAUUAAUAUUUUACAAGGC